Homarus americanus (American lobster) is the source of this 492-nucleotide messenger RNA. Its product is annotated as platelet glycoprotein Ib alpha chain-like. The transcript has 2 exons. The coding region runs from base 1 to 492 and encodes 163 amino acids. Lineage: Eukaryota; Metazoa; Arthropoda; Malacostraca; Decapoda; Nephropidae. The record is from RefSeq and is a predicted model, not a curated record.
AUGUCCUACGACCCCUGUACCUACGACCACUGCACCUACGACCCCUACACCUACUACCCCUGCACCUACGACCCUUGCACCUACACCUACGACCACUGCACCUACGACCCCUACACCUACGAUCCCCACCUACGAUCCCUGCACCUACUACCCCUGCACCUACGACCCCUGCACCUACGACCCCUGUACCUACGACCCCUACUUAUCCAUGCACCUACCUACCUGCACCUACUACCCCACCUACCCCCUGCACCUACUACCCCUACACCUACGACCCCUGCACCUACCCCUGCACCUACCCCUGUACCUACGACCCCUACACCUACGACCCCUACACCUACUACCCCUUGCACCUACGACCCCAGCACCUACGACCCCUACACCUACUACCCCUUCACCUACGACCCCUGCACCUGCGACCCCUGCACCUACGACCCCUGCACCUACGACUCCUACACCAACACCCUGUGCCUACGACCCCUGCACCUAUGA